This is a messenger RNA of Ilex paraguariensis (yerba mate), 835 nucleotides long. NCBI's taxonomy places the organism in Eukaryota, Viridiplantae, Streptophyta, Magnoliopsida, Aquifoliales, Aquifoliaceae. The record is from the annotation of a GenBank genome assembly.
UCCGACCAUCUUCUUCUUAUAUCCUCAGACUGCAACUCUCUCUGUAAAUUACCACAGAAGUCUCAUCGCAAAACUCUCUCUCUCUCUCUCUCUCUCUCUCUCUGAGCUUCUAUGGGUUUCCCAGUGGGUUACACAGAAGAUUUUCUUCCCAAACUCUUCAUAUACACACUUUCCCUUCUGGGUUUCAUCAGAACUCUCAUUUUAUCUCUCUUCCGCUUUCUGGGUCUCCCAGAUUUCCUCGAACCAGAUGUUUUCUUCCAAGAAAACCCAACCCAAAGACCCGAAGCCCCGCCCGUAUCAGCAGUCCUGAUCCGAGAACUCCUUCCUGUGUUCAACUUUGAGGAUCUCCCCCGCGUCGGCGCCGGAGACCCACCGGAAAGUUGUGCAGUUUGCCUGUACGAGUUCGAGCAUUGGGAAGAGAUCAGAUGGUUGACGAACUGCAAGCAUAUUUUCCACCGGGCUUGUUUGGACCGUUGGAUGGACCAUGAUCAAUUGACUUGUCCUCUUUGUAGGACACCUUUUGUGCCACUUGAUUUGCAAGAUGAGUUUAAUCGACGGCUAUGGGCCGCCUCUGGUAUUUCGCAUGAUUUUUUUUGUGACAACAACACAGUUUUUGGGUUGUAAACCUUGACAUUAUUGAUGGGUUGUUUUUGUAUUUUUGUAUUUUUUUUUUUUGAGAUAUAUAAAUGUAUAUACAUGAAAAAUAUUUGUGUCAAAUAAAAAAAAAAAUUUGAGGUUUUGUUCAUGUCUAUUCGAUCUUUUAAUAAAUAGUCAAUUACAGGUUAAAAAGUCUCACAGUCAAAUUUAACAUUGAACAUUGAUGGAACAUAGCCCU